UGCGCCUCUGCGUGAACACUUUAACCUGCGGCACGAUCUCCACACAGAUGUUUCCUCCGGUGCUCCACACGGCCUCUCAGCAGACUCGGUUCGCUGUCAUGCAGCAGCCGCCGGUGAGUCCGUGAAGGCGGCAGGACUGAAGCGGGGUGAAUGUAAAGAGCUUCUUCUGAACUCUCAGGACUCCAGCUGCUGCAUGCGAGGAGGAAACUUUUACUUUCUUCGCUGCUUCUGAACUUCCACACACGGAGAGAAGAGGAAAGGACAGGAGGGGAGGAGAAGGUUCCUCUCUCUCGGCUCUACCUGCGGGUUCCUCUCGCUGUUGAAAUAAAUCAGCUGCAGAAUGUCUGACUCUGCAUCCAGCUUCCUCCACAUCGGGGAUAUUGUAUCCCUGUAUGCCGAGGGCACGGUGAACGGCUUCAUCAGCACGCUGGGGUUGGUAGAUGACCGAUGUGUGGUUGAGCCAGCUGCUGGAGAUUUAGACAACCCUCCAAAGAAAUUCAGGGACUGCCUGUUUAAGGUUUGUCCUAUGAGUCGGUACUCGGCUCAGAAACAGUUCUGGAAAGCCAAACAAGCCAAACAUGAGAAGGACAAGAUUGGUGAUGUGGUUCUGCUACAAAAACUACAGCAUGCAUCAAAUCUGGAGCAGAAGCAAAACGAGACAGAAAACAAGAAAGUCCAUGGAGACGUGGUCAAAUAUGGAACUGUCAUACAGCUGCUCCACAUGAAGAGUAACAAAUACCUGACGGUGAACAAACGGCUGCCGGCUCUGCUGGAGAAGAACGCCAUGCGAGUCACUCUGGACGGGACGGGAAACGAAGGCUCCUGGCUCUUCAUCCAGCCGUUCUGGAAGCUGCGUGCCAAUGGAGACAAUGUGGUGGUGGGAGAUAAAGUUAUCCUGAACCCGGUGAACGCUGGUCAGCCCUUGCACGCUUCAAACUACGAACUGACCGAUCAUCCAGGAUGCAAAGAGGUGAACUCUGUGAACUGCAACACCAGCUGGAAGAUCAACCUGUUCAUGAUGUUCAACGAUCACAGAGAGGAAGUCCUCAAAGGAGGCGACGUGGUGCGUUUGUUUCACGCUGAGCAGGAAAAGUUUCUGACCUGCGAUGAAUACAAGAGCAAACUCCACGUUUUCCUCCGAACCACGCUGAGACAGUCAGCAACAUCGGCGACCAGCUCCAACGCCCUGUGGGAGGUUGAGGUUGUCCAUCAUGACCCAUGCCGCGGAGGGGCGGGACAUUGGAACAGUCUCUACCGUUUCAAACACCUGGCCACUGGAAACUACCUGGCUGCUGAGGAGAACCCGGGUUAUAAAGGAGACAAUGUGGAGCUGUCUUCCUCGAUGGACGGUAGCCGUAGCAACAAGCGGUCCCACGGAGAGAGGAUCAAGUACAAGCUGGUCGCGGUGCCUCAUGGGAGCGACAUCGCCUCGCUGUUCGAGCUCGACCCGACUACGCUGCAGAAAACCGACUCCUUCGUACCACGAAACUCCUACGUGCGACUGAGGCAUCUUUGCACGAACACCUGGAUCCAGAGCACCAACGUCCCCAUUGAUAUUGAUGAGGAGCGACCUAUCAGGCUCAUGUUGGGGACAUGUCCCACGAAAGAGGACAAGGAAGCGUUCGCCAUCGUCUCCGUUCCUGUGAUGGAAAUCAGAGAUCUGGACUUUGCCAAUGAUGCCAGCGCCAUGCUGAGCACUGUGGUGGACCAGUUCAGCCAGGGCUUCAUCAGCCAGAACGACCGCAAGUAUGCCAUCAAGCUGCUGGAAGAUGUGGUUUUCUUUGUGGCUGACGUCAUUAACAGCGGGCAGCCUGUCCUGGAUGUAGUCAUGACCAAACCUAACCGAGAGAGACAAAAGCUCAUGAGAGAACAGAACAUCCUCAAACAGAUCUUCGGCAUCCUGAAGGCCCCCUUUAAGGACCGGCCAGGAGGGGAAAGUCCUCUGCUGUGUCUAGAGGAGCUGGCCGACCAGAAGAAUGCUCCCUACCAGUAUAUGCUCAGACUCAGCUACAGAGUCCUCCGGCACUCUCAGGAUGACUACCGCAAGAACCAGGAGUAUAUAGCGAAGCAGUUCGGUGUGAUGCAGAGUCAGAUUGGGUAUGACAUCCUGGCUGAGGACACCAUCACUGCCCUGCUGCACAACAACCGCAAACUGCUGGAGAAACACAUCACCAAGACCGAGGUGGAGACUUUUGUCAGUCUGGUCCGCAAGAACCGAGAACCCAGGUUUUUGGACUACCUGUCAGACCUGUGUGUGUCCAACAACGUGGCCAUCCCCGUCACCCAGGAGCUCAUCUGUAAAUGUGUACUGGACCCCAAAAACCAGGACAUCCUCAUUAAGACAGAGCGUCGUGUUCCAAAGGAGGCGCCCUCUGGUGGUGUUCAAGGAGACUACAUGGCAAUGGAUGACUUUGGAGAUGAGGAUGAGGUGUGGCUGAUGUGGAUAGACAAAGCUAAUGAGAAGCAGGAGAAAAGCAUCAGACAGCUGGCUCAGGAAGCAAGACAAGGAAAUGCUCAUGAUGAGAACGUCCUCACUUACUAUAGGUAUCAGCUGAAGCUGUUUGCCCGGAUGUGUUUGGACCGUCAGUAUCUUGCAAUAGAUGAGAUCUCCAAACAGCUGGAUGUGGAGCUGAUCUUCCUGUGCAUGAUGGAUGAGACUCUUCCCUUUGACCUCCGGGCAUCCUUCUGCCGCCUCAUGCUCCAUGCUCACGUAGACCGAGACCCUCAGGAACUGGUGACUCCUGUAAAGUUCGCCCGGCUCUGGACUGAGAUUCCAACCUCCAUCACCAUCAAAGAUUAUGACUCUAACAUGGACGACAGCAGAGACAACAAGAAGAACCGGUUCUCCAGUACUAUGGCCUUCAUGGAAGAGUAUCUUAACAACGUCCUUAAUGAUGAUGUGCCAUUCCAUAACGAGGAGAAAAACAAGCUCACAUAUGAGGUGGUGAGUUUGGCUAGACAUUUGAUCUACUUUGGCUUCUACAGUUUUUUUGAGCUGCUCAGACUCACAAGGACCCUGCUGGGCAUCAUUGACUGCAGACCCAAUCCAGGACACGCUGGUCUCUUAUUCAAUGAUGAUGCAUCAGGCAAGAACGUGAAGCGCUCUAUACACGGGAUGGGUCAGAUGAUGUCGACCAUGGUCCUCAACAGGAAACAGUCCAUAUUCGGAGGUGCAGUUCCCAGAGGGGCAGGAAUGGGCCCAGCGCUUGUGCUUGAAGGACAAAGAGGCAGUAAAGAUAGUCUCGACAACAUGGACUUGACAGUGAUGGAUACCAAGCUGAAGAUACUGGAGAUAUUACAGUUCAUCCUGAAUGUCCGCCUGGACUACCGCCUCUCCUUCCUCCUGUCUGUAUUUAAGAAGGAGUUUGUGGACGUUUAUCCCAUGGCUGACGCUGACGCUACCACUAAUAUGGAGCAUGCAGCCACCAUCAACCUGCAGUACAUUGGAGAGCAGGCAGAGGCCAUGUUUGGAGUUGGUAAAGGGAACAGUAUUCUGGAGGUGGACGAUGAAGGUGGUCGCAUGUUCCUGCGGGUGUUGAUCCACCUCACAAUGCACGACUACGCUCCUCUGGUGUCUGCAGCCCUGCAGCUGCUUUUCAGACACUUCAGCCAGCGGCAGGAAAUGUUACAUACCUUCAAACAGGUCCAGUUGCUGAUCUCCGCUCAGGAUGUGGAGAACUACAAGCUGAUUAAGGCAGAUCUAGAUCGCCUCAGGACAUUGGUGGAAAAAUCUGAACUGUGGGUGGAGAAGAAGAGCUCAGGAGGAGGAGAAGGGAAGAAAGACAAGAAAGACAAGAAGGAAAAAACAGAGGGGGCAUCACAAGAGGCAACACCCAAGAAGGAGAAACUGAAGGAGGGUAACGAGAACUACCAGAAAGUCAAAGAGAUACUGGAGAGGUUGCAUAAGAUGUGCAGCAGCGGAGUUUGGAAGAAGCAGCAGAGGCUGCUAAAAAACAUGGGUGCUCAUAAAGUGAUGCUGGACCUGCUGCAGGUCUCCUACGACAAGAACGAUGUGAAGAUGCAGGAGAUCAUCAAGUACACUCACCUGUUCCUGCAGAAGUUCUGUAUGGGGAACCAAGAGAAUCAGGCUCUGUUGCACAAAAACCUCAACUUGUUUCUCAACCCGGGGCUCCAGGAGGCGGAGACGGUGCAGCACAUCUUCAGUAAUAACUACCAACUGUGCAGCGAGAUCUCUGAGAGCGUGCUGCAUCACUUCAUCCACUGCCUGGCGACGCACGGCCGCCACGUCCAGUACCUCAACUUCCUCCACACCAUCAUCAAGGCCGAGGGCAAGUAUGUCAAGAAGUGUCAGGACAUGAUCAUGACCGAGUUAACAAACGCCGGUGAGGACGUGGUCGUCUUUUACAACGACAAAAACUCGUUUAAAGUCAUGCUGGAGCUGAUGGCGGAGAGCAGGGAGGGCAUCAGUGAGACCAGCCCACUCAGGUAUCACAUCUCUCUGGUGGAGCUUCUGGCUGCUUGUGCAGAGGGGAAGAACGUGUACACGGAGAUUAAAUGCACCUCCCUGCUGCCCCUGGAGGAUGUGGUCAGAGUGGUGACCCAUGAGGACUGCAUUACUGAGGUGAAAAUUGCCUACGUGAACUUUGUGAAUCACUGCUAUGUGGACACAGAAGUGGAGAUGAAGGAAAUCUACACAUCCAACCACAUCUGGAAACUGUUUGAGGACUUCACUGUGGACAUGGCUCGGGUCUGUAAUAAACGAGAAAAGCGUCUUUCCGAUCCCGUUCUGGAGAAAUACAUCAUCGGCGUGGUUUUUGACACCAUCAACGCCUUCUUCAGCUCCCCUUUCUCUGAAAACAGCACUUCUCUGCAGACUCAUCACACCAUCGUGACUCAGCUGCUUCAGUCGUCCGUCAGGCUGCUAGACUGUCCCUGGUUGCAGCAGCAGCACAGAGGGCAGGUGGAGGCCUGCAUCAAGACGCUCGCUGUGACAGCUAAGAGUCGCUCCAUCUCUGUGCCUUUGGAACUGGAGGCUCAGAUCAACUCCAUGCUGUCCACUUCAGCUUUGAACUCUUUGUCACGCACAAAUCCAAACUACAAAUCCUCCUCCCGCCACAUCCGCCCCAGCGCUCCCACCAACCCCUGGGACUACAAGAACAUCAUAGAGAAGUUGCAGGACAUCAUAAACACUCUGGAGGAGCGUCUGAAGCCACUGGUGAACGCUGAGCUCUCUGUGUUGGUGGACGUUCUCCAUCAGCCAGAGCUGCUGUUCCCUGAAGGAACCGACGUUCGACAGCGCUGCGAGUCCGGAGGAUUCAUUUCCAAGUUGAUCCAGCACACCAAGGCGCUGAUGUCUUCAGAGGAGAAGCUGUGCAUCAAAGUCCUAAAGACUCUGCAGGAGAUGCUCAUCAGGACUCUGGACUUUGAUGAAAAGGGAAUGGUGCUGCGGAAAGUUUUACUGCAAAACUACUUGUUUCCAAACAAGAAGACCAACCAGAAGAAUGAAUUGGCUGAACUUGGAGUUCCAGGCGGUGAACAGGAGCGGGACUGGGCGGCAGUAGCAGCAAUCCAGUGUCGUCUGGACCGCGAAGGAGGAACAAAGCUGUUCACAGAUCUGGUGAUGAGCACCAAGAAUGAUAAGAUCUUCCAGGAGAGCAUCCAGCUGGCCAUCUGUCUGCUGGAGGGAGGAAACACUGAGAUACAGAACUCCUUCUACAAACUGAUGAUGGGUGACAACAAGUCAGAGAAGUUCUUUAAAGUGUUUAAUGACAGAAUGAAAGAAGCUCAGGCCGACAUUAAAGCAACGGUUUCUGUUAAUGUUGGAGAGAUGACACACAAGGCCAACGAGAAGCUGGAGAACGGUGGCUCCACCACUCUGGGUGUACUUCCGGGUACAGGGGGUCAUCCAUUGUUGGUACCAGGGGUGCCCAUUGCCCCAGGCGCCUCCACUCUGCCAGCUCAACCUAUUGAAGAACAGAAGGAGGUGGAGACAGAGAUGGGACCAGCUGUUACCAUCAUGAAGCCGAUCUUGAGGUUCCUACAGCUGCUUUGUGAGAACCACAACAACGACCUACAGAACUUCCUGCGUUGCCAGAAUAACAAAGCCAACUACAACCUUGUGUGCGAGACGCUUCAGUUCCUGGACAUCAUGUGUGGUAGUACGACGGGUGGCCUGGGCCUGCUGGGCUUGUACAUUAAUGAAUCAAAUGUCCACCUCAUCAUUCAGACCCUGGAAACACUUACAGAGUACUGCCAAGGACCCUGCCAAGAGAACCAGACAUGUAUCGUGACCCACGAGUCCAACGGCAUCGACAUCAUAACGGCUCUGAUCCUGAAUGACAUCAGUCCUCUAUGUCGCUAUCGGAUGGAGAUGGUGCUGCAGCUGAAGGACAAUGCCUCCAAGCUGCUGUUGGCUCUUAUGGAGAGUCGUCACGACAGUGAGAACGCAGAGAGGAUUCUGCUGAACCUGCGGCCACGAGAGCUGGUGGAGGUGAUAAAGAAGGCCUACAACCAGGAGAGUGAAUGUGAAGGGGUGGAGGUGGAAGUUUCUCCUCGGGAGGUGGGACACAACAUCUACAUCCUGGCUCAGCAGCUGGCGAGACACAACAAAGUCCUUCACAACCUCCUAAAACCUCAAAAGAACCUUAAAGAGGGAGAGGAGGGCAUUUCCUCAAUGCUGAACCUGAACAACCGGCCUCUGUCCCAGAUGUUGAAGUCCUCAGCUCCAGCUGCUGUGGUGGAGCAGGACCCGCUGGAUUACUACGAGCAGCUAACUUCACAGAUAGAGAUUGUUCGCGAGGACCGCAGCAUGGAGCAGAUUGUGUUUCCCGUUCAUCCCAUCUGUGAGUUUCUGACAGAGGAGUCAAAGGUCAGGGUGUUCAACACCACCGAGCUGGAUGAGCAGGGAUCAAAGGUCACACAUUUCUUCGAGCAAACCUCAUUCCUGCAUGGAGAAAUGGAGUGGCAGAAGAAGCUGAGGAGUAUGCCAGUGUUGUACUGGUUCUCCAGAAGGAUGACUCUGUGGGGAACAAUCUCCUUUAAACUUGCCCUGUUCAUCAACCUCAUCAUCGCUUUCUUCUACCCCUACGACUCCGGACAAGGUGCAAUCGACGACUCUCUGUUGUUGAUGCUGUUCUGGGUCCUGACCGGUCUCUCCGUCCUGGGUUUGUUCUCUCAGCGUUAUGGCCUCACGCCGCUCACCGUCGCUCUGAUACUCAGGUCCAUCUACCACCUAGGCAUUGGCAACACGCUCAUACUGCUGGGAACACUUAAUCUCAUCAAUAAAGUGGUGUUUGUGGUGAGUUUUGUGGGGAACAACGGCACAUUUAUUAUGGGGUACAAGGCCAUGGUGAUGGAUGUGGAGUUCCUCUAUCACCUGGCAUACGUCCUGACGUCCACACUGGGACUCUUCGUUCACGAGCUCUUCUACAGCAUCCUGCUUUUUGACCUGAUCUACAGGGAGGAGACUCUGUUAAACGUGAUAAACAGCGUGACGCGUAACGGGCGCUCCAUCCUGCUCACGGCGCUGCUCGCUCUCAUCCUUGUGUACCUCUUCUCCAUUGUGGGCUUCCUCUUCCUGAAGGAGGACUUCAUUAUGGAGGUUGACCCGCUGCCACAGAUCGCUGCAGCUUCUCAAAAUAGUGAAGCCUCUCAGGAUUUCCUCAAGUCGUGCUCUGCAGACGGAGUCAGCUGCACUGCAGAGACCAACACUGAAGAGGAAGAGGAGCCCAACUCUGAGCGAGCAUGCGACACUCUGUUGAUGUGUAUCGUUACUGUGCUGAACCACGGACUGAGGAAUGGAGGAGGAGUGGGAGACGUCCUCCGCAAACCAUCUAAGAAUGAGCCACUGUUUCCUGCUCGAGUUGUGUAUGACCUGCUGUUCUACUUCAUCGUCAUCAUCAUCGUCCUCAACUUGAUCUUCGGUGUCAUCAUCGACACGUUUGCAGACUUGAGGAGUGAGAAGCAGAAGAAGGAAGAAAUUCUGAAAACAACAUGUUUCAUUUGCGGGCUCGAGAGAGACAAGUUUGACAAUAAGACAGUGUCCUUCGAAGAGCACAUCAAACUGGAGCACAAUAUCUGGAACUACCUCUACUUUAUCGUUUUGGUGCGCGAGAAAAACAAGACAGACUACACAGGACCGGAGAGCUACGUGGCUCACAUGAUCAAGAACAACAACCUGGACUGGUUUCCACGGAUGCAGGCCAUGUCGCUGGUGGUAACAGACAGCGAUGGCGAGCAGAACGAGAUGAGGCAGUUACAGGACAAACUGGUAUCAACCAUGAAGGUGGUCACAACCCUGACCACCCAGCUGACGGAGCUCAAAGAGCAGAUGACGGAGCAGAGGAAGAGGAGGCAGAGGAUGGGCUUUGUCGACGUCCAGGCCGGAGCGAGCGGCGCGGUGCCUCCCAGCGCCGCAGGAGGAAACCAUCAGAUCUACAAAACAUAAAGACACUCGACACAUUGGCACACAGACGGACUCGAUGUUCACUACAUGGUCAUCUCUAGAUCUGUAAGCCAUCCAGCUGGACUGAUGGACGCAAAGACAGAAACACUAGAAGAGCUGAAGCACAUGCAGCUUUCACAGUUUCAUAACGGCAAAUAUCCAACAGAUUAAAGUUCUGAUUGUCAGCAGAUAAUAUUAAUGUUUGCUGGGUGAUAACAAUAAUUUACUCGGAAUAGCUGAUCUGACUCUCUUAAACCUGCAGCUUCAUCCCGGCUCAGGUCACACGACAAAUUUAGCCCUAAAUUUUCUCAUUCCAGGUGUUUUGAAGGAUUCUGCUCUGGCGUUCUUCACGGCCCAGUUUAAAAAAAAAUACAUAAAUAAGGUAGCCAUAGUUUUCUUUGUGCAGCAGAAGUUUAGGGAUUCUUUCCACCUAAUCAAUUUUAAAUUGAGUGUAUUUUAUUAAGCUUACUUCUCGUGGAAACAGCACAUAUGUAUGGCUUCAAGUGAAUAAUGAAUAAAAGAAAUUAACCAGCACAUGGCUAUUUUAUUUAUGCAGUGUGUUGCACAGCAUGUCCAAAAAUAAUUUCUAAAGUAAUUCCUUAAUUGCUAAACUAACACGAAGCUGUCUGAAAACAGCCUACAAGUAAGUUCAGAAAAACACAGCUAAACUGUUUUAAAUCAGAUCUGGAACCUUUCACAACCAGGGAGAGAACAAAAGCCCUAACGGGAGUCUAAGACCCGGCUAAAACCCCAUGUUAGUAUUAUUAUAAUUAAUAAUAUUCAUCUCCAUGAAAACAAAAUUUAAUUAUAAAAAUGUAUGUUUGGCGCACUGAUACUACCAGAAGGUAGCUAUAAUCUACUAAAAUCCUUGCCAGCAACAAUCAAACAACAAAAGUUGAAGAGAAAGUCCGUUGCUAACCAGUAAAAUGAGGCGAGAUUAAAAUGAGCUGCUGCUGCACAAACAGGAAACACAAAGCCAAAGACGGACGCAGCUGUCAGAAUUCUUGUUUGGCUCUUAUUCAAAGAAAUAUUGAUAUAAUAACUGGCUAACACAUCAGGAGAGAAAAGCUUGGAGAGAAAAGCGUCUGGACUUCUUUAAUUUUCUUGAAGACAUUUCACUUCUCUUCCGAGAAGCUUCUUCAGUCCUAAGGGCAAAUGGUGGAGAGUCUCAGAUUUUUAAGCCCUAAGCUUCUCGGAUGAGAGGUGAAACAAGUAACUUCAAGUAACUUUAAGAAGUCCAGAUGCUUUUCCCUCCAAGCUCCUUAGACUACGAUGACCUGGGUGACUGAGAACCUUUGCAGACAUAGCUAGCACGUCACAAGUCUGCCACAGUUAUACAAGUCAUUUGAGAUCAGUGUGGGCUGGGUGAGUGUCUUAAAAAUGAAAUAUGAAACACAAGGCGAUUACGCUCUGACACAAACAUCCGGAGACAGAAUAGUUGAUUCCUGUUAGGCUUUAAGUCUUCCUGAAGGGCGCGUGGGUAACUAGUAAAUUCUCAAGCCUCUGUAGAUCAUGACAAAAAAAGGAAAAACAUGUAGACACGUGGACAUCUGUGAACCUCUCGCUCACCCACUUAUGAAAAACUUCCAUCGAUCAGACCCAAGUGUACUAUAACAAACUAUAACACACAAAUGUCCACAUCAAGUACCUGGUUUGAAGAAAUGUUUGAAUUGCCAGACGGCUUUACUUAGAAAUGUCUAAUUUAUUGUCUAGCUUCUUAGUUGUUAAUAUCUCAGAAAUCUGUUCUUGUUUACUUGAAUACAGAUAUUAGUUGUCAUUAAUGAGCAACUCGUUUCACGAGAAAUAAACUGUAGAUCCCGGCAUCCACACAGUAGGGGGUGCUGUAGGAAGCGGUUUGUGCAUUUUGUGUCACAUCUUUGGGUUUUUAAGAUGCAGUGAGACAAAACUGGGAGCGUCAUGUUGCAGCUGGAAAACCUCAGGCUGUUUUGUUUUUUUCUUCUGUUUCUUUUUAUCUAAACAGAAAAUGAGUUCAAUUUAAAUUAUUACUUAGACAAAAUGUUUGAUGGCUUUAGUGAUAAAGAGAAGGAGCAAAACGACUACAAACUUCCUGUUUUGGGAUGUGCUCAAGUUUCUACCAAGUUUCAUAAAAACUGCGUGUGUGAAUGUGUGUUUGUAAAACUAACCUUCAACUCACUUUAAUAAUUUUAAGAAAAUGUAAAUAGAAAGAAACAUGCAGCUUGUGUUUGCCAAUUUCAUUUGUGCUUCUGUUUGUAAAGCGAGCUGAACCCACAUGUGUGUUUUUGGUUUUUUAAAUUGUACAUCUGGGGAACUUGUAGGAUUUAAGGUUUAUGUGAGAUAAUGUUUAUCAGACAGAAGAUAUGGUUUGUUUUUCUUUAACGCUGUAACAGACCAGCACCGACGCUGGAUGAUGGAUUUAUGAGUAGAAAUGUCAUUUAGCUUUUUCAUUGAGAAACAAACGAGUCAGAAGUAUGAAGACGAAAACCCACGUUUUCUCACGUUUACAUUGAAUGAACUGUAUUUAAUGCAAACAAUUAAGUUUUAGAUUUAAAAUGCAAAUAUUAAAGUUAAAUGGUUUCACUUUAAGUUUUGGGUCUGGAUUGUAAUUGUUAUUACUCCGGCUGCUUUUGAAACCUGUUUGGAGAACAGGAAGAUAAACCUGAAAGGACUCACAGAUAAUCCUGAAGGGAAACGAAAACAUCAUCAGUUCUUUUCAAAAGUCAGUUGAAAAUGCAUGAAAUUAAAAAGGUCUGACAAACAUAAAAAGAUAAAGAAAAAAUAUAUUUCGAUCCAUCAAAUGCAAAAGAAUGACAUCAUCAUCAUUCAGAAAAAUGUUAUUUCAUUAAAUGUAAACUGUUAAAGACUUUGA
Messenger RNA from Oreochromis aureus, 11252 nucleotides. It is a transcript of the gene itpr3, whose product is annotated as inositol 1,4,5-trisphosphate receptor, type 3. Gene Ontology annotation, biological process: calcium ion transmembrane transport. Gene Ontology annotation, cellular component: membrane; endoplasmic reticulum. Lineage: Eukaryota; Metazoa; Chordata; Actinopteri; Cichliformes; Cichlidae. The record is from RefSeq and is a predicted model, not a curated record. The transcript has 61 exons. The coding region runs from base 341 to 8407 and encodes 2688 amino acids. Gene Ontology annotation, molecular function: inositol 1,4,5 trisphosphate binding; inositol 1,4,5-trisphosphate-gated calcium channel activity.